AAUGAAUUGACAGCAAUGAGGUCACGUGAUAACGCUUGCAAUUGCUGAGUCGGUGUUUCCUCGUGGUCAGGAGUCGGUUUCUACCUCGAUCAUUUCAGUCUUUUUAGCUGUAAUUUUACCUCAAAAUGGCAGAGGCAAAACCUUCCCUCCAUCGUGAUGGUACGAUGCAGGUGACUGCAAAGGAAGGAAUUGGUUACCUUGAAUCCGAGGGUAAAACAAAGUUACUGGAAAUGCAGGGAUUGAAGGACCCGGAGCCUGUACCAAACUCCCUGAAAAGAGACGGCACAAUGGCAGUCACUGCCAAGGAGGCUGAACAGUUGUUGGGUAAGGACAAACCAGAUGAAGACGCCAAGACUAGGGGACAACAACAGAAAAUAGAAGAUAUUAAGGAGGAGAAACCCGCUAGGAAAGGUCGACUGGCUAAAGGAGUCACCAUGAUUGGGACAGCAAAGGAAGCAGAACAGUUACUGGGGGCUGACAAACCUGAUGCAGAUGCCAUGACUAGGGGACAACAGAAGAAAAUCGAGGAAAUCUCAAAAGAGGCUCCGUCCACACCAAAGAAAGUUAGAAUUCAGAAACAAGGCACAAUGGCUGCAACUGCAAAGGAAGCCAAGGAACGAGUUCUAGGGAAAGAAAAACUAGGUGAUACAAGAGCAGAAACGAAACUCAGCAAAAAAUCCAAACCCGGUGCCCUCAAACGAUUUAGUACAAUUAACAAGGCUAUCGAAGAAGCCAAGUAUGUUGUUCCGGAGAUCAAUGUAAAUGAGGGGAGAAAAUUGCGCUCUGCCAACAAGAAACCUGCCAUGAAGAGGGCAGGAACGAUGCAGACCACAGCUGCUGCAGGGAAAGAAUACCUAAAACGAUCAAAGAAAGCUAAAACAUCGGGAGAUUCCAGCGAGGAGGACUAACCAAUCAGAAUACUGCUUCACUUCUAACAAAGGACCGGUCAUGAUGUCAUUGUAUAUAGGCCUCAUGGUGGAGAUUUCUAUUGUUGUUGGCAGACUGUUAAAAUUAUGGCAGCAUCUCUCUCCCUUUCACAGUUUGAUAGCGAUACAACCUCUCCACUUCUCUUCUGUUAGUGAUUGUGUGUUCAUUUUUUUUCAUUGUUUUGAAUAUAAAAGUUUAGUAAUCAAAAACGUUUUUGAUGAAGAUAGAUUUUGUAAAAAUUUUGUAAGUUUAGAUAUAUAUUUUUUAAAUUUGGUUUUUAUGCAGUCUAUACUUAAAGUGACAGUACAGACAUCUUUUAGAUAUUUAUCAACUAUCAGUUUCACAAGCUAAUACUGCCAUUGAAUAUUUGAAGCUGUGUGAGAAUAUUUCAUAUCACAAUCAGACAUGGUUGAAUGACAAUAAAAGGACAGUGUGUUUCCUCAUUAACAGAAUGUUACAAAAAUUUAUUCAUUCACUCUAUUGAACUUAAUUUAUAUAAUUUCUUCACGGAACAGAAAAUACUGUAAUGAAAGAGUCUAUCAAUUUGUGUGUGUUUGUAGUGAUAUUAGUUCCAUUAUGAAGACUACACUAUGUAUUGUUCUGUGUGUGUUGUACACGAUAAAGUUUAUGUAUAUUGCUUUUCUAACUCCAUGGUAGCAUAGUCCAGAUAUUUUUUGAUUAGAAAUAUAUUUAUGUUGAAUGUUUAUUUAGGAUGUUCUCGGUUUAGUUUUAAUGCGUGUUGUACUACAUGAUGGAAUGUAAAAGUAGAUGAGAAUGCGUCAAUACAAUAUGUUAAGCUGUAUAAGGAUCUGUAUUUGGCAUACACUCCAAGGCAAUAGCAAAAUAUGUCAUCAAUUACGACGUACACAAAUUUAUAUCAAAACUGCAUUUUGCAUGUGGCAAAAGUAUUUCAGGAGCAAAGAAAUUUUGUUAAAGCUAAUUCUCAUUUUAGGAAGAAUGCAUGGAUUACACAUGUAAGGAAUCGGUGUAUGUAGUCUGGGACCAAGGAAAGACUAGUGGUAGAACAAGGUGUCUAGUUAACAUGGAGAUUUGUCAUUGUCUUUUCAACUUCAAUAUUACAACUAAUGGUUGUACAAGGAUAAUUUGACCAUUAAAAGUGACCCAUCUGUGAUCAUACAUAACAGCUGAUGCCAGGAAUAUUGUGUAUACUAACAAGCACUUCUACUUUUGUUUUUAAAUUUUUUUCAUAUACCUUUUUUCCAGAAAAUUAAACUAUUUUAUAUAUAUAUAUGUAUAUGUAUUUUAAUUUAAAUAUGGCUGUGAGUCCCUAAGACCAGUGGCGGGUCCCUACAGGGACAGUUUUAACAAUCAAAGAAAGCACAUCACUUAUGUUCAAUCUUAAGAUUCUUUCUGUUUGUAGAAUGUGUCUAUUAGAAUGUGUGAUUGAUCAUGAGUCACUUUACAUUUGUCAUAUAUACUUGCAUAUUUCUUUUUCCUUUUUUUUUUAACUUGCUGUUUUAGUAACAAAUUCAUAGGUAUGUACACAAGUGAUUAAAAAGUUUCAGAUCUAAAA
This is a messenger RNA of Ostrea edulis (European flat oyster), 2461 nucleotides long. RefSeq lists its product as uncharacterized. Lineage: Eukaryota; Metazoa; Mollusca; Bivalvia; Ostreida; Ostreidae. The record is from RefSeq and is a predicted model, not a curated record. Bases 126 to 908 code for a protein of 260 amino acids. The transcript has 6 exons.